CGCCUUUCCGCCAACUCCAGAGGCCCCGGCUAGUUGGCCACCGGAGUUGGGGCGCUCGCAGUCCUCUUCUGACAGUCGUACCGCCGACCCCGGGGCCGCGCGGGUGUCUGGUGGAGCAUGGCGAACUCGGGCUGUCAGGACCUCCGGGGCCAGGAGGGGGAGAGUUUUCUGUACUUCGCCUACGGUAGCAAUCUGCUGACCGAGCGGAUCCACCUCCGAAACCCGUCGGCCGCGUUCUGCUGCGUGGCCCGCCUGCAGGAUUAUAAGCUUGACUUUGGCAAUUCCCAAGGCAAAACAAGUGAAACUUGGCAUGGAGGUAUAGCCACUAUUUUUCAAAGUCCUGGCGAUGAAGUAUGGGGAGUAGUAUGGAAAAUGAACAAAAGCAAUUUGAGUUCUCUGGAUAAGCAAGAAGGGGUUAAAAGUGGAACAUAUGUCCCAAUAGAAGUUAAUGUUUAUACUCAAGAAGGAAAAGAAAUAACCUGUCGAAGUUAUCAGAUGAAAAAUUAUGAGAGUGCUCCCCCAUCCCCCCAGUAUAAAAAGGUCAUUUGCCUAGGUGCAAAAGAAAAUGGUUUGCCACUGGAGUAUCAAAAGAAGUUAAAUGCAAUAGAACCAAAUGACUACCAAGGAGAAGUCUCAGAAGAAAUUGAAGACAUUAUCAAAAAGGGAGAAACAAAAGUUCAAUAGAACAUAAUAGAUAUUUUAGAUAGAAAUCUAAAUUAUAAUAGAAAAUACAGAUAUUUUCUGUAUGUGCUAAUAUAUUUUUAACAUUUAGAAAAGAGAUCUGAGGUAUCUCUAUGUUUAAUAUAUUUUCAACAGUGCUCUAAAGGGAUAUCUUACUUAGGUAAUUCCUUGUAUUCAGACUCAAAAAAGAAACUUGGUUAGAAAUUAGAUAAUUGAGGGGCGCCUGGGUGGCUCAGAUGGUUAAGUGUCUACCUUUGGCUCAGGUCAUGAUCCCAGGGUCCUGGGAUGGAGCCCCACAUCAGGCUCUCAGCUCAGCGGGCAUCCUGCUUCUCCCUCUGCCUGCCGCUCCACCUGCUUGUGCUCUCUUUCUCUCUGUGUCAAAUAAAUAAAUAAAAUCUUUAAAAAA
Messenger RNA from Callorhinus ursinus (northern fur seal), 1087 nucleotides. It is a transcript of the gene GGCT, whose product is annotated as gamma-glutamylcyclotransferase. Lineage: Eukaryota; Metazoa; Chordata; Mammalia; Carnivora; Otariidae. Gene Ontology annotation, molecular function: gamma-glutamylcyclotransferase activity. The record is from RefSeq and is a predicted model, not a curated record.